UCUCUCUCUUCAAUGGCAAAUGGCAAAUGGCAAAUGGCAAAUGGCAAUGGCUUGUGAAAUUCAUUUUUUCUGCUUUUCGAUUUCCGUGUCAAGCAAGCAUCCAUUCCUAUCUAUCUCACCUUGCUUAACCCAUGGGCAAUAACUCCUCCUCCUCACUCUUUCUCUCUCUAAACAUUUCGCCAUUAUCAAACCACACACCAAUACUCUAUUUCCUUUCAGCUUUGCUUCACUUCUAAUCUUCUUCAACCUAAUUCCCUCCCUCCCUCCCUCUUUCUCUAUUUAUUUAUCUAUCUAUCUAACUAUCUAUCUAUCUAUGUGUGUUUAUCGGUUUUUCUUCUGGAACUGGCUUCUUGUCUGAUUAGGGAAGCGAUGGAGCUACAACCGCCGCAAGACGGAGCAGGAGUGGUGGCGCCGCCGACAUCGCUGGCUCCUGGCUUCAGGUUCCACCCCACGGAUGAGGAGCUCGUUAGGUACUAUCUCCGGCGAAAGGCCUGUGGGAAGCCCUUCCGCUUUCAGGCCGUCUCUGAGAUUGAUGUCUACAAAUCUGAACCCUGGGAGCUUGCUGAAUAUUCAUCCCUAAAGAACAGAGAUUUAGAGUGGUACUUUUUUAGCCCCGUAGAUAGGAAGUAUGGAAAUGGGUCUCGGCUUAAUAGGGCGACUGGCAAAGGGUAUUGGAAGGCAACCGGGAAGGAUCGCUCUGUGCGCCAUAAGUCUCAGACAAUUGGAAUGAAAAAAACUCUUGUAUUCCAUAGCGGGCGGGCUCCUGAUGGAAAGAGGACAAAUUGGGUAAUGCAUGAGUAUAGGCUUGCAGAUGAAGAAUUGGUGAAGGCUGGGGUGGUACAGGACGCGUUUGUGCUAUGUAGAAUUUUUCAGAAAAGUGGUUUGGGACCACCGAAUGGUGACAGAUAUGCACCUUUUAUUGAGGAAGAAUGGGAUGACGAUACAGCUCUCGUGAUUCCUGGCGGAGAGGCUGAGGACGACGCAGCCAAUGGUGAUGAUGCACAUGUUGAGGGCAAUGAACUUGACCAGGCUGCUGCUCUAUGCAAGGCUCCUCAGAGUCCAGUGGAGCCGCAGGGCCUUCCAUUUGUUUGCAAGCGAGAGAGAUCGGAGGAUCCCGAGCCUCUCUCGUUGGCCCAAGCGAAAAGAUCCAAGCACGAUGAUCCGAGCUCGAGCAAUGCAAAUGGUUCAGAAGAUUCGACCACAAUCCAGGAACCUCCAACAGCAAUGAUGACGACGACAACAACAACAAAUUACUCUCCCGCUCUCUUAGAAUUCCCCUUGUUAGGGUCCAUUGAACCCAAGGAAAGCCACCCUACAAACGUCCCCACCUUCGACUCCUCCACGCUCGAGAAGUCUGUUCCCCCCGGCUACCUAAAGUUCAUCAGCAACCUGGAGAACGAAAUCCUAAACGUCUCCAUGGAAAGGGAGACGCUGAAGAUUGAAGUGAUGAGAGCCCAAGCCAUGAUCAACAUUCUUCAAUCGCGCAUCGACCUCCUGAACAAGGAGAACGAAGACCUAAGAAGAGUUGUCCGAGGCGGUUAAGUAGCAGCAGCAGCAGUUCCAUGUAUCCUAGAUUUGUAGUUCUCCUUGGCUCAAUCCUUUUAUUCCUGUGAAGCAUGGCAUCUCCAGUUGCAUGUUUUGAGGAGUAAAAGGAUGUGUCAAGUGGUAGCCAUCUGUCGACAACUCUGUAAUAUGAUGCUCCCUUAGCUGUUUAUUGUGUACCAGUAGCUAUAGACAUUAUUGCCCAUCUUUUGAAACAGUUAAAUAAAGCAAACUGGAGUUUCUCAUUGUUUUA
Molecule: messenger RNA, 1795 nt
Organism: Ipomoea triloba (trilobed morning glory)
Lineage: Eukaryota; Viridiplantae; Streptophyta; Magnoliopsida; Solanales; Convolvulaceae
Product: NAC domain containing protein 52-like
Exons: 4
Coding region: 370-1542 (390 amino acids)
Biological process (GO): regulation of DNA-templated transcription
Molecular function (GO): DNA binding
Source: RefSeq, a predicted model, not a curated record